GUUCGGAACACACUUAUCCCUGCGACCUGGCUCUGCUAGCGAUGGGGUUCACCGGACCUGACCAGGUGGUCGACCAAGGAGCUCUUCCACGCAAAGAAGGUUGCUUCGAUGCCGAAUACGGAAGUUACAUAGUUAACAGUGCGAGUCUGAGUGGAAUUGGCACGGAAGCUCCCGUGUUUGCCGCUGGGGACUGCAGGAGGGGAGCGAGCCUCAUAGUGACAGCUCUGGCUGAGGGAAGGGAUGUCGCUGCUGUGAUCGACAGCUUCUCAUCAAGGCUUCUCCUCUGUGUUACCGCGGUGUGUGCCUCUCUCGGCUAA
Perkinsus marinus ATCC 50983 is the source of this 317-nucleotide messenger RNA. RefSeq lists its product as hypothetical. The transcript is spliced from 3 exons. Lineage: Eukaryota; Perkinsozoa; Perkinsida; Perkinsidae. The annotation marks the transcript as partial. The record is from RefSeq and is a predicted model, not a curated record.